AGCUGCAGGCUCCCUGUUGCGCACUUGGCGGAACGUACAGCCACAGAUCGCGGCGCUCCACGCGUGGACUGAACCGAAAAUGACCUUCCCACGCCGAUUUUUACGCACAGCUCUGUGAAUGGAUUCUUAUCGAUCCGCUUAGAUGACAGGAGAUCAACAGGGCCAACGCGUCUGAGCGCGCAGAGACUUUACGCAUCCCCGGAGCGCAGCGGGACAGUCGAGCCUCUUGCGUGUUUACCUGCUGCGGCUUUUCUGGGACAUUCUGGGCGGGUUCUGAAAGACUAUCGGCAGCAGAGUCUGGAGCUGUGAGCUGCCUCAGUCGGUCUGAGAGGCUCGGCGGUGCCAUGAAGAGCUGAGGCAGGCAGCCGCCCCAUGCGUGUCCAUCCGCACAGCGGAGAGCUGCAGGCAUCGCUGUCGUGUUUGUGCUGCGUUUGAAGCACCGUGGGAAAGCCGAGCAGCAUGGUGCAACCGUCGCUGUGCUUCCUGGGGGGCCUUUUGGGCCUGUUUCUGAUGGCUCCCGUUCUGAUGGCCUCCACGCCCGCCAGCAUGUGCACGCCCCUCAAGACGCUCAACGACAGCCUGAGCCACAGGCGACGGUACAUGAAGCACAACUUUCCAAUCAACUACUUCAUCCGAGUUCAUCACGAGGAAAUCUUUAAGCUGUCAAAUAUCAGCAAAAUGAAAUUAAAGGUGGAAGGACUGGAUGAGCUGGUUCUCCAGAGGCUGUGGUUUCAAGUCAACCAAGGCGUCUUAAAAAAGAUCAUCCGGGUAUUGCCGGAGAGGCAUCCUUCGCGUCCGUACACGGCGGAGCUGGAGAGACGGUUCAGGGAUGCUGAGGGAGUCUUUGUUCAGUCGCAUCCUCCUGAGGUGUUCCAGCGGGAGCUUCCAGAGACGAUCCAAGACAUUUGGGAUCAGUUAACGGAGGAGCCCGACAGGGUGCCGGAGUCCAGCUGGAGGUUCGCGUCUCCAAAAUCCCUGGUGGAUAACUUGUGCCACACCAUGUGCUGCCUUUUCUGGGAGUGCUUUUCCGGCACAGAAUCUUCUCAGGACUACUGUGAAGCCUCCCAUUCAAAGAAAGGCAGAAAAACGCCGAGCCCAGAACUGGAGACGAGGCCCACGGAGCCUGCAGAGUGGUGAUUUCCACGCUGAUGCCGCCCAGAGACUCCAGUGAUUCACAGUAAAACCCAUUUCAACAAGUAAUUUCCAAAAAGAGCCAAGAUCAUUGUACAGACUUGAAAACCUCGGCACCAUGCAGCGGUGAGAACAUGUUGGCAUAGCGACGCCACCUGUGCUUCAUUUGGUAGCGUACGGACUUCCCAUGUAGCCGAAAUGCGGCUCAGCUCUGAGAGGAACCUUCAGGACUUCAGCUUUGACGCCGGACCUUUUCCUUCAGGACGUCUCCUGCUUCUGGUAACUCAUCCAUCAGAUGUGUUCAUGUUUUCUUAUGUUAAUAACGAUGAUGAAUGCAUUGUUUUCUGAGAUGGAUUCUUUGGGAAGGAACUUCUCAUCGAGAGGCUAACAGAAAGAGACAGACUUUGUACCACAGCCAAACAUCCCGAUAUAACAUGUUAUUUAAAAACAAAUGUUUUACAGCUGUGCUACAGGCCCGGAUUGCAUAAUCAAAGAGCUGUCCAAAAAAGUAUGUUCAUUUUCAUUCGCUGCUUUAUGUAUUUAUGUUUUUUUUAUCUUGUGUAAAAAAGAAAAAAAGGAAGAAAAACGAA
Messenger RNA from Poecilia reticulata (guppy), 1721 nucleotides. RefSeq names its product interleukin 34 (gene il34). Lineage: Eukaryota; Metazoa; Chordata; Actinopteri; Cyprinodontiformes; Poeciliidae. The record is from RefSeq and is a predicted model, not a curated record. Gene Ontology annotation, biological process: positive regulation of cell population proliferation; positive regulation of protein phosphorylation; positive regulation of monocyte differentiation. Gene Ontology annotation, molecular function: macrophage colony-stimulating factor receptor binding.